AGGUAGGUCUCGAGGAGGAAGGAAGCCAGAGUCCAGACUCGCUUUGCGUUGUCGCACCAAGGCGGGAACUUCCUUUCUUGAACCUUCGAACACGGGGAUGAGGGCGGAUGAUGUGGUUCAUGGCGGGCAGGAUUGCAGGAACUCCCUUUGUUCGAUACUAGUCGUGGAAAGGCCGAUAAUAUGAAAUGGUUUCUUUGUUUCGUUGAGAAGGUUGGCAGUGGAAAAGAAUAAUGCCGAAGAUAAUUGUUACAGAGUCUACUUGGUUGCUUGAACAAAAGGAUUCGACAAACAGUGGUAGAUUCCUUUGGUACGACAUAAUGGUGAAGGAACUAAGAGAAACGGUUAUGUCUUAGCCUCUAAUUGGAUCUCCACAUGUGCUUUGGACCAUUCCUGCUUGUAAUAAAUGGCGUAUCGAUCAAUGUUUCAAUCCAUCAGUGUGUCUGCGGCUUGGGCCUCCGCAUAUCUAGUUUGAUGCGUUAUGUUGAAAACUUGGCGAGCUUUCGUCUGGUGAUGAACCAUUUCCUAUCAAUCCAUGUUCCCAGGGGUCCUAUAUGAGCAUUGUUUCAGAAAUAACAAGCCUUCUCAAACUUUUAGCUUCUCAACUUAAAGAAAGGGAAAGCUACGAAAGUUACAGGUCUGGAAGUUUAGAUGCCUCAACAACCGAUGAAUUUUCUCUUCAGUGUACUUCCUCGUUAAACAGGUCUUUGAAUUUCACUGGAAGAUCUGAACUGUUGGAUGCUGCACUUUCUAUUUUGUGCUACCAAGCAUCUGAUGUGUACUCCUCAACAAGUAAAUUCUUGGUGGACACCCUUGUUGCCGUUCUGAGAUCAUCAAUUUCCUGCAAGUCUUUAUCUCUACGGCCACAUUAUAGCUUGAACAGUAGGGAACCCACUAUUGAACUUCAGGAUUUGCAGAAUAAUGUGGGUAUAUCCAAACCGAGUGCUGGAGUACGAUGUUCUUACGAAAAGUCAUGCUUGCCUAAAGAAGAGAUUUUACAGAUCGGGUUAUCCAUAUCGGCUGAUGAUUUUAUUAGAAUGGUUGAAGCGUGCCUGGAAAUUCUUCUUAGUCUUGAUCAUCAUGGAGAUUUUUCACAUUUGUUGUUUCAUGCUAUUUUAAAAGUGGCAACAUCAGUUUCAUGUUAUAAGAUUCAAUUUCCAUCAUCAACCUUCAUCUAUGAAAGGUUAAAGAACGAAGGAACUGUUUCAGUUUCAAGCCUGCAACAAAUUCUUAGAAAUUGGAGUCUAAAGGAAAACUACAACACGGAAUGCAGGCAACUAGUUUGGUAUCUGGAUCCAUUGUCUCUGAGAGAAGAAAUUUCAUCAAUCCUGAGGCAUGCUGUGAAAAGACCUUUCCUGUCUUUGAGGAAAGCACUACAUGAAAAAGAAGAAUGGCGUUCUGUAGUGUUGACCUUGGUUUCAUGUCCUGUUAUGUUCAUUGAGACAAGGUCUUUGUUGAAUAACUGGUUUCUUCUCACGGGAUUAAAUUCAGUCUUAUUGCUUCGCAUCCAAUUGGUUUCUUCCUUACUGGACAUGCUUGCAAGGCCGACAUUCUGGGGCUUACCUAUGGACCUGGGGCUCAUGUUGCCAUUUGCUUGGGCUUUCUUCCCUGGGAAACAGAAAAGGAUGGUGGCGUUAUUAGCUGGUCCUGUUUCAUGUAAACAUUUUCAAGAAAUAGUUCAUCUUAUUGGACAUGCUAAUGCCUCAACAUACUUUGAUUCCUCUGGUACUGCUAUCCUUGUGGCAGAUGAUUCAAUGGCAAUGGAUCAUAGUUCAGCUUGGUCUAUGUUACUGGAUUUUCCUAUUUGGUUCCAUUUUGCAGCCAUGUUACUUUUCAGAUUGGAACAAUGUCAAGAUAAACUUGGACCACUAGAAUUUGAUUCAGAGAUGAAUAUAUCUGAGCAAUAUGUCUCUGAAUUACGUUGUUCUGCUGCCAUCUACCUUGGUUGGGUACUCAGCCCAACUAAUUCAACAUGUCGGAAUAUGAUGGUACUGUUAUUGAAGGAAGCAUCGGUUUCAUGGAUGAAACAUCGCAAAUUCAACACCGAUGUGUUGUAUGUCUGUGCAGGUUCCAGACAUCCAAGUUUGGAAAGGAAAUCAGGAGCUGGGGAUUUUGAUAAAGUUUGUAUGGCUUCAGCAAAUAAAAAGAGUAUGAUGUCAAUCAAUUCUUGGCUCAAGGAAUUCCAAACUCUGUGUAUAAAUUGUUAUAAUAGGUCUGGAUUUUCUGGUUUUUCUAGUACCAAUGAAGAAUUGCAUGCAUUUCUUAGGAAGAUACUAUUAGGCAUUUUCACUGGAAAUAUAAGUACUUUGGACUGCAGCGAAUGUGAGGUACUGUUUCAUUACGUUUCUAGUGGCCAAAUCCUUGCUGCAGAGGAAGUGAUUGCAGGUGACAAAAUUGUGGUGGGGAGGCUAGAAGACCAUGAACAUAUUCAAAGAAAAUGCUCUUGGGAGAAAAUUAAAGUGAGGCAUGUUAACUGGAUUCAAAUUACUGUUUUCAUGUUUGAUUUAUUUGACAUUCUUGAAGACAUGAUUCCUGAACUAUUGGAGUACGAAAAUGGAGUCAAAUAUAUUUCUCAGGCCAAGGCAAAGUCUGUCAGAUACUUGACGAAUUGUAUCAGCAAGAUAUUGCAGGCCAAUGAUCUGCAUGAAGUUGAAAUGCUUAUUGACCUCAAAGAUCGAUUCUUGGGGUGGAUGCAACAAGGAAGUGAGUUGUUUGAUGGGUAUGAUGAAUGCAAUGAACUAGCUCUGAUCUUGGACUGCAAAAUAUCUUCUAUGCAGCAAGUAUAGUAUAAGAUGAGUAAAUACAUAUUUAUCUUCUCUCCAAUCCAUAAAUUUUGUCCAAUUCAUGCCAGUGGAUUUUGAAACAACAUGAAGAAGGGUGGUUAUGUCAAGCAGGCAUCGAGUGGUUUUUUGGACCAUUUGAUGCCAAGUCUUCUUGUUUUGGUUAGCCUUUUGGUUUCAGUGUAACCACUGUUGUACAUAGCUCAGCAAUUAUCUGGAGAAAGAAAAACAAGCACGUACCUGCUUGGCUAGUCUGGAAACAAAAAGUCAGGUGUUAGUUCCUUUUAUUGCGUCGCACAAAGGGUCCACUUACUGGCAUGGAAGGAUUACAUAUACUUUUGUUAUGUGCAGGGGGAGUAGUCCUUGAUCUCAGUUUCAGUACAAGCCUAGAAGGCUGGCUAAAUGAUUGAUGGUUCUAUGUUGUCCACAUGUGUUCGGACUGAAUCAGUAUAUGGUUAUUGGUGUUGUACGCCUUCAUAAGUUCAUUGUUGUUAUCAUUUGGAGUGGGACUGCUGCAGCUUGGGUUGGUCAAAGAUGAUUUAUGUUGACUGCUUCUAGCAAGUUCUGUUCCGAAGACUCCAAACUUGCUUUACAUGUUAUUGAACUUGUAUUUGGGCAAAUGAUCACAGCCAACCUGCUCCGUUUGUAUGUUGAGUUGGAGACAGUGACAAGGGAGGUUAUCCGCUCCAUUUAGUCAUGCAUUUAGGAGUUUGUUGAAGUCCACUUCUGCAGAAGAUGAUUACAAGAAGACAUGCUACUACAGCAGUUCAUCUAGUUUGGGGUCACAGACGAUUGUGGCUUCUCAGGGUUGUGCUUGAAACGGGGAUGGGCACCUCUAGGCUCGGUGCCGAAGCAAAUGCGAAACGUACCAAUCUGUGAGGGAUGUAGACGAUUUUUUACACAAGAAAUAGAUGAAUGAAAGUAUAAAUGCACAUUUCUUUUGAUGCUUGAGGAAACUGGUGGAUUCCAUCAUCAUCAAAGGAAUGCAAACUAACCGUGCUACCACAUUUUCUUCUUGAGUUUCACAAAUCUUGGAACUUACGGAUAUCAACUCGGAUUUCUUGUCGCCAGCACAAAUCCAGAACCUUGUUCGGAUGUGGCCACUGAGGUUUGGGAA
This is a messenger RNA of Nymphaea colorata (pocket water lily), 3894 nucleotides long. RefSeq lists its product as uncharacterized. The coding region runs from base 552 to 2783 and encodes 743 amino acids. The transcript is spliced from 7 exons. Lineage: Eukaryota; Viridiplantae; Streptophyta; Magnoliopsida; Nymphaeales; Nymphaeaceae. The record is from RefSeq and is a predicted model, not a curated record.